GAAGGGGAGAUGUGUUGGAUUGGCAUCUCGGCCAGCUAGGAUGUUGAGGGAUCGAAGCUUUCUCUGAAAGGGAAAGCAGAAGCGAGUGAGAGAGGUGCGGUGCAGUGCAGUCAAAGCUGGCAUUUUUUUUUUCUUUCAUUUGCCAUUAUAUUCUCCCUGCCCUGCCCAUCCCCGUUUUCCUCCCACCCAUUCAAACCGAGAGAAAAGCUUACAAAAUACGCCAGGCGAGAUAGAUUUGGGAGAGGUAAAACAGGAUCCGUAUAUAACCACCUCUCUCCUCCUGCCUUCUUCCCUUGCCUUGCCAUUUCCCUCGUCUCCUACCUCCGUCUCUCCUCCGAGGUGGUCUUGUCCAGCGUCCCUGCUCCUUGGGGAUCGAUCUGAGCUUCUGUUGGGUUGCGCCGAUUGAUGCGGUGGACGCAAUGGCGGUGUCCUCGCCUUCUGCUGCUCCGGAGAAGAAGAGGAAGUGGCUCCUCAGCAGCAACAGGAAGGUGAUCGACAGGUACCUUCGGGAGGCGCGGGCGAUUCUCACGGCGGCGCCAGAGUCCGGCGGCGGGGACGCUGUGGCGGCGCUGGGCCUCGUCGACACGGCGCUUGAGCUCUCGCCGCGGAUGGAAGCCGCCCUGGAGCUGCGGGCGCGCGCGCUCCUCUCCCUGCGGCGGUACCGCGAGGUCGCCGAGAUGCUCCGCGACUACAUCCCAAGCUGCGGCAAAUCAUGCUCGGGCGAGGACACUUCGUCCUCGUCCUCCUUGUCCUCCAGCUCCGGCGACCUCGGCACGACCUCCCGUGCCAAGCUCCUCUCGCCCGACCGCCACCGCUCCGACGCGGCCGAGACGGACACCGGCACCGCUCGCUCCUUCCGUUGCUUCGACGUGUCCGAGCUCAAGCGCCGCGUCCUGGCAGGCCUCUCCAAGAACCCCAACACGGACACGCAAUGGAGGUACUUGGUCCUGGGCCAGGCCUGCUUCCACCUGGGCCUCAUCGAGGACGCCAUGGUGCUGCUACAGACCGGCCGCCGCCUCGCCUCGGCCGCCUUCCGCCGCGAGAGCGUCUGCUGGUCGGAGGAUAGCUUCUCGUCCUCUGCCGCGGCCAUGGCUGCUGCCACGGUGUCGUCUUCCAAGUCCGGGUCCGCGGCCGCGUUCAUCAUACCGGCCGUGGAGUCAGAGGCCGUGACGCAGCUCCUCGCUCACGUCAAGCUCCUGCUCCGCCGCCGCACGGCCGCCAUGGCCGCGCUCGACGCGGGCCUCCCCGCGGAGGCCGUCCGCCAUUUCUCCAAGAUACUCGAGGCGCGCCGCGGCGUGCUCCCGCACACCUUCGCCGCGGCCUGCCUCGUCGGCCGCGCCGCUUCGUUCCAGGCCGGUGGCCGCCGGGCGGACGCCAUCGCGGAUUGCAACCGCGCGCUCGCUCUCGACCCCGCCUACAUCCCGGCGCUGCGCGCCCGUGCCGACCUUCUUCAGUCCGUGGGCGCGCUUGGGGACUCCCUCCGUGACCUCGACCACCUCAAGCUUCUGUACGACGCCGCGCUCCGUGACGGCAAGCUUCCGGGCCCUCGAUGGCGGCCGCAGGGCGGUGUGCGCUACGGCGAGAUCGCGGGCGCCCACCGCAAGCUGAUCGCCCGCAUCCAGGGGCUCCGAACCCGUGUCGCCGGUGGCGAGGCGUCUAACAUCGAUUACUAUGCGCUACUGGGCGUGCGGCGCGGGUGCACGCGUUCGGAGCUGGAGCGCGCGCACCUCCUCCUAUCGCUCAAGCUCAAGCCCGACCGUGCCGUGGUGUUCGGGGAACGGCUGGAGCUCGUCGACGAGCACCGCGACCUGGAAGCCGUGCGCGACCAGGCCCGCUUGUCGGCUCUGCUCUUGUACAGGAUGCUGCAGAAGGGGUACUCCUUCAUCAUGUCAGCCGUGAUUGACGAGGAGGCCGCCGAAAGACAGAGGGCCAAGGAAGCCGCGGCUGCGCUAGCCGCCGCAGCGGCGUUGGCCAAGCCAGAGCCGGCGGCGCCACCGAUCAUGCUGGAGAGGCCCGGAGCUCCCGUCACAAACUGCAGCACUGUGCAGACGUCGAAACCAAAGGCGCCUAAAGCUGCUGCUGCGACGGUGCCAACGUUGUCCAAGACUGCGGCGCCGGCUGCGACGACGACGGCGGCGAGUGCGGCGCCGGUUUAUCAAGGGGUGUUCUGCCGCGACCUGGCGGUGGUGGGGACCUUGCUGUCCCGCGGCGGGUUCGACCGCUCCCUCCCGGUGAAAUGUGAGGCGAUGAGCUGCUGAUCAAUUGGUUCCAGACUUUCAGCCAUGGAUGGCAUGGACCGGACGGUGACGCAGGUGCGAUCUGAUGAAGGUGGUGUACGGACCACCGGGACGGAUGGGGAACAGAAGAUCCAGGGAGUUGGCGGGAAAAAAGUAGACGCGUUUGAAUUAUUCCACAGAACUCGCUAUUGUACAGUUUGUGAAUGAAGAAGAAAAUGAGGGCAAAACGAGAGUGAUUCUUGUUGAAGAGGUUUCUGGACUGGAGGAGAGAGGACUGGAUGUGAAAGGGAAAUUUUUUGGUUGCAUCUUCUUCAAUGCGAGUCGUUACAGUACAGUGUACUAGUUUUUCCUCUAGCUCUCCUCUCCCCUUCCUGUUGUCGCUGCUCAACUUGGUACGACUCCUCGAGUACUUAUCAUGCACAGUACAGCCUUUCAAUAGGACUUUCUUUUCUUCACCUCAUCAUUCCGGUUUCUGCUGCUA
Brachypodium distachyon (stiff brome) is the source of this 2718-nucleotide messenger RNA. RefSeq lists its product as uncharacterized. The coding region runs from base 420 to 2258 and encodes 612 amino acids. The record is from RefSeq and is a predicted model, not a curated record. Lineage: Eukaryota; Viridiplantae; Streptophyta; Magnoliopsida; Poales; Poaceae. The transcript has 2 exons. Gene Ontology annotation, molecular function: protein binding.